AUGUCUACGCCCCGCGGCAGACCUCGCCGCAACGUCCCACCUUGCAGGUUCUGUCAAAAACAGUUCAGGAGAUUCGAGCACCUCGAACGUCAUGAACGCACCCGUAAGCCGGACCCCAACCUCCCGCUGUACACAACAUACCCUCACGUCCUGACAUUGGGCUCCACACCCGAGAACAACCCUUCCUGUGCGAAUGUGGUCGGAGAUUUUCUCGAAGGGAUCUACUUUCAAGACAUCAGCGAAUAUCUCAUGCCGACGGAAUCAUUGCAAGCCCAGAUGACCUGUCUGCUUCGUUAG
This is a messenger RNA of Colletotrichum abscissum, 297 nucleotides long. RefSeq lists its product as uncharacterized. NCBI's taxonomy places the organism in Eukaryota, Fungi, Ascomycota, Sordariomycetes, Glomerellales, Glomerellaceae. The transcript is spliced from 3 exons. The record is from RefSeq and is a predicted model, not a curated record. The coding region runs from base 1 to 297 and encodes 98 amino acids.